GAGCAGUGUAACGGUUACACGGUAACCCGCUUGCGUAACCCCUCUAAAAAUGUUACGCGGAUGAUUGCUGUAAGUUACAACCUGUAACAUGGGUAAGCUGCUGGCGUGGGGUGACGCGCUCUUCCUCGUACGCUGUGAGCUCGGAAAGCUGCAGAUCCAGCGCUUAACCGUCGACGCCAAGGAGAAGAAGGUGUCGCUGCAUCCUUGCAGUGUCGAAGCCGAUAGAACCGCUGCUCUUCCAGUAAAUGCACGUCUUGUGGCCGCCAAAGAAGUGGAGGAUACUGAGCUUGCCGUUCGCUACCCGGUGCUGGUCUUUCACGCUUCAAGAAAGAAUGAUACGGAAUUAACAAUUGACAGUUCACCAGCCUCUCGCAAACGCCGACGGUCCGCGGAGGAAAAGGAGACAUCUGCUUCAAAUGAUGACCUAGUACCACCCAGAGCUGAAGAUCGUUUAUUCUUCUGCGUUUUAUACGAAACGGAGAGUGACGGUGAGAUUGGUUUCAAGAUACUGAACAUGGUGGAAAUUCCAACACAUGUCGGAGCGAGUGAUGAUAAAGCAUCUAGACACGAUUCCAAUUCUCGACAAUAUUUCCUGACGGACGGACCUUAUGUGUUGCUCUUCCAUCACUAUUCGCAAGUGGCGACGGUGUUGAAACUGCGAAGGCGAACACUCGAGGGUGGUGACUUUGGAUUUUACGUUUGGCUGGAGCAAGUGGACGUGUUUCAUCGUAUGGAUGGCGAUGCUGCAACGCCUUUUGAUCUGGUGUCUUGUGUGUACGUGACUGAAACUUACUCUACCAGGCCACAUAUGCUAAUACAUGCUACGAGAUCAUCUUCUGAGGACAGUGGAAUUCACAAUUGGAGUAUCCUGGAUUUAGACGAUGAAGGACGAGAUGGGAUCAACAAGGCAACCUCGCAGUGUCAUUACCUAAGCAGAUUCAGUGAUAUUACGUUGAGCCCAGAGCAAGUUACGUGCUGUUGCUUCAUUUCUGAAAUGGGUGAGUGGGAUUUUACAGCUUCGGCUUUCAGUGAGACAACUGCAAUCUCGUCGUGGGAUAAUGGCCCAAAUACAACUCGAUCUUCUCGAACGGAUAUUGGUGUAUCGACGUUAGUGGUGAUUGGAACCACCACUAAUACGAUAUAUGUGCACGAAAACGGCAUCCUGCUCGCUUCCUACGUGCUACCUACUCGACCAGCUGAAAUAUGCGUUCUAUGUGAGGAUACCGUGAACCAGCAUCACGUACUUUGUGUGCGGUGUGAUGAUGCAAAACGAUCUUUCUUUAUGCUGAGCUUUUCCAGCAACGUACAAAACGUCUCCAUGGAUCUUCUUCUCUCUUUUAAUCACGUAGGUCACGCAUAUACCGGAAACUUUGAUGGCAUUCACGCUGAUGCAUCGGAAUCACCCCAAGUUCUUCUCCUGAAUGACGUCUGUGGGGUAAUUGAAUCGAGUAACUACAGAGUUGGAAAUGAGCUGGACGCCGAUAAAUCUGUUGAUGACGGACAGCUUGUCAAGCGCAGUGUUCUCAUCGCACAGAAACCAUCCGCGACUGAGGUGAAGCUAUCGUGCCAUCGGCUGCGGCUACGUGAAGACAGUAAGUCCAAGCACGGCUCACGUUCCCGUAAGCGCUCUCGUAACAACGAGAAAAGCGGUGGGAAGAGCGAUCCUUCUCGUUCUAAAUCAGAGCCAUUUCACUACAUUGAACGCACCCAAAAGGCUUCGUCGCGUGACGUGAACCUGUUUGAUGACGAGAGCGAUGACCCGGCUAGCAAUUUAGCUGCUUCGCAGGCGCUGCUUGGGAAGCUUGUAAGCUCAUUGUCCGCACGUCUAAACAAUGGGUUACUGGAGUUGAAACGCUUACAAGUGAUCGUGGGAGAUAAAUAUUCGCUGGCUCGUCAGCUUAACCAGCUUAUCGCGCGACAGUGGCAAAAGCAACAGAUAAGAGCAAAUCAAGGCAAAGAGCACUCACUCUUGACGCCACUCAUAUCAGGUCAAGAAACUGGCAACCUCCCUUCAGAAUCCAUAGAGCUUGUCGAUAUGGAAACAAUUGUCAGUGCUCCAAAUGUUACUACAAUCCCCAGAAACGCUGUGAAAGGUAAGGCAGUGGAGCACGCUUCGGGUUCUUCAAUGGAUGAGUGCAAGUUUGGGCUGCAAGUAGCACUGGAACAAUUUCGUUUGCUCGAAUACAUACCGUCGUCGUCACUUAUCUAUGCUGAAGCCUACCUCAAGAAUCUAUCUGACGUAAGACUCGACGACACGUUUGUUGUAUUGACCGCGCCAAGGGGGGUAUCCGCAGAGGGAUGGAAAUGUACGUGCUCAGUGGUUCCUACUUUCUCACCUGCGGCUGAUAGCGCAGCAGGGAGAGCUCGAUUUCAGUUGGAGAUUCAGUUUGCACCAACGUUUUCUUUUCUUCGAGAACGGAAGCCGUUAGAGAUGAUGUUGUGGCUCCAUUGGAGUGCAUCUCGAGAAGAACAAAUGACUCUCGAUUGGCGACCAAGUGAGUCUGCACUUGCUGUUGCACCAGUCAAGGUUUAUCCCGGCGACGUGUUAAGUAUCGGUCGCGAGACACCAACGAAAUGCAAUGACGGUGUUUGGACCAAAGACCAAGAGCGAUUGCUGUUCAUCUCAUCCGGAUCAAAUCUGAGCUCUUUGUUUGCAAAGCCGAGUUUCGGGAUACCCACUUCCGCAGCUUUUGCCAUUCGCCCAACGUUUUCGCUGGUGGAUCUAAACGUGAAAUCUCGCGAAUUAGUGCUGUACGAGUUGAGCAGGAUGGUCGCAAAUUUACCGCCAGACGUAUAUGUGAUGCGCAAUCCGCUCGAACAUUCCCACCUUCGAGCACUGCACAGUGUGUUGCGCUCGACGCGUCAAGAAAUUCUCGCCAGUCAACAGCAAAUGACCAAAGCAAAAGUUAUCAUGCAGGGGCAGCAGAAUCAAAAUACCAAGGCCGCUUCAAUUCGCCGCUCGAUGCAGCGCAAUACAGACCUCCACGCUAUCCGGUUGCUUCAAGAAUUGCAGAAGCGUGUCAACUUUCACACGAUGUGGUUUGACACUACUGCCACAGUUAAAACGUCAGAUCAAUAAACAAAACCGUAAAAGUCUCAGUUUCUAGUUUAAAGUGUAAAAUAAUGGCGGAAUGGUGAAGCAAAAGCUA
Messenger RNA from Phytophthora nicotianae INRA-310, 3149 nucleotides. RefSeq lists its product as hypothetical. The record is from RefSeq and is a predicted model, not a curated record. The transcript has 6 exons. NCBI's taxonomy places the organism in Eukaryota, Oomycota, Peronosporomycetes, Peronosporales, Peronosporaceae. The coding region runs from base 89 to 3079 and encodes 996 amino acids.